AUGUCUAGGAAGCGCAAGGCUCCUCGUGAUGCCUCUCCUAACAAAAGAGCCCUCAACGAUGACGAAUUGAUUUUUGAAGUCUUAAAAGUGGCAACGAGCAAAGAUCCUGAAUUAAUGAUCUUGAAGCUUAUGGAAUCGCACUCAUUCAGUUUCGCUCGCCUCAAAGAGCUCUUGAUCCGAAACGGUCUGGAGAUCAGUUUUUCAAAGGUUAAAUAUGUUGAUAUUGCCCCGAGAGUCGGCUUGGACCCUCUUAAACGAGAACAGGAUAUCCCCUUGUUUGACAUGUUUCGUGCUCGGCUUCCAAACGAGAUCUUUCGUAAGAUUAUCGAGGAUAUCGAUUUGUUCUCGAAACAAUACGGGACCAUGGACAGACAUGAAAAUGGGUACUUUAAUCGAAUUGUGGCGUUAUUUUCCGGUCUCAUAUUUAAUACCCCUGAGGCUUUGAUAGAGGGAACAAUGACCAAGAAGGGCCAUAUCGAGUACCAGUUCAAGACGUAUGGCGGUAUCACAAUCGUGUUUAUUGACGUCAAACGAGAAACGGGUGUCGCCUCGGAGCGACUUGACUUCAUAGCGCAGGUAAUAGCAGAGUGUGAUGCAUGUUCAUGGGUGAAUUACCAGAAUGGGUACCGUGACUCGGGGUCUUGUGUGAUGACAAACACUUUUACUUCUUUCAAUUUAUCGGCCGAUUCCCGGGAAAUACAUUGCCACAGUUCUCCUUGGGAAGGUUUCCAAAUGGAUCACAGAGAAUCAACAUUGAGACUCCUAAUCCAAUGUUCGAUUCGCCUUCUGAUUGUCGAGCGCAAGCCAUUGGGAACGAAGCGUACAAAGGGCCCAAGAAGAGGAAAAGAAAGGCUUUCUACUCCUGGAUGGCUAAAGGCAAAAGCCAUGGCAGACGAAGCUCUUUCAACAGCUACUUCUGCUUGGAACCAAUACAACAAUGGCGAGCUGGGGGAAUCUAGAAAAUCUGCAGAAAAGGCGGUUCAAUACCUAAGUGAAAGUAUUGAAGCGGCUCCUUUCGAAAAGCCUGUGACUUUUCCUGGUUUCACUGAAGAUAUGGUCGAUGAAUGA
Molecule: messenger RNA, 1068 nt
Organism: Rasamsonia emersonii CBS 393.64
Lineage: Eukaryota; Fungi; Ascomycota; Eurotiomycetes; Eurotiales; Trichocomaceae
Exons: 6
Coding region: 1-1068 (355 amino acids)
Source: RefSeq, a predicted model, not a curated record